Molecule: messenger RNA, 2001 nt
Organism: Syzygium oleosum
Lineage: Eukaryota; Viridiplantae; Streptophyta; Magnoliopsida; Myrtales; Myrtaceae
Product: beta-glucuronosyltransferase GlcAT14B-like
Exons: 4
Coding region: 249-1526 (425 amino acids)
Cellular component (GO): membrane
Molecular function (GO): glucuronosyltransferase activity
Source: RefSeq, a predicted model, not a curated record
UUUUCGAGUGUGCACACUCCUCUCUCUCUCUCCCACUUCAGUUACUUUCCAAUUCACCAGCCACCAAAACUCAUCAUUGCCCACCGAUUCCGUCACCUCCGGUGGCGGUGGCGGUGGUGGUGGAGCAACCCCACCACCCAUUUUCGAUCCUCCCACAGACCCAGUGUGAGAAAAGGCAAUCUUGUCGCGCAAUUCCGCGUUCUUGACGACGUUCUUGAUCUCCUGAAAGUCCCUGACCUCUCUCGGCCAUGGACGCAGCCGCUAAGCCCCACAAGAAAAGGAAGUGGUUCUUGCUUCUCGCCACGGCGCUGGCGCUCUCCACUCUGCUCGUCUUCUUCACCGUCUUCACCCCCUCUGCUGCUGCUUCUCAUUCUUAUUCUUCCCAGUUCUUACGCCGUGCCCAUGUGGAGACAGAGCUUCCGGUGUUCGUCGAGACCAAGCUGCAGGUGUCCGCGACCCUGGAUGACCCGGUUCCGAGAUUGGCGUAUCUCAUCUCCGGUUCGAUGGGCGAUGGGGAGAGCUUGAAGAGGACGCUGAGGGCUCUGUACCACCCGAGGAACCAGUACGUGGUUCACCUGGACUUGGAGGCUUCGGCGGAGGAGAGGCUGGACAUGGCCGAGUUCGUGAGGAGCGAGCCGUUGUUUGCGAAAUUGGGUAACGUGAGGAUGAGCGUGAGGGCGAAUCUGGUGACGUACCGAGGGCCGACGAUGGUGAGCAACACGCUUCAUGCUGCGGCAAUUCUGUUGAGGGAAGCAGGGGAGUGGGAUUGGUUCAUUAAUUUGAGCGCUUCGGAUUAUCCCUUGGUGACCCAAGAUGAUUUGCUUAGCACUCUGUUGACUAUACCCAGAAACUAUAACUUCAUUGAGCAUACCAGCGAUAUUGGUUGGAAAGAGUACCAGAGAGCCAGGCCUGUUAUGAUUGAUCCAGGGCUGUACAGAGUGCAAAAAUCAGAUGUCUUCUGGGUAUCAGAGAAGAGAGAUGUGCCUUCUGCAUACAGGCUGUUUACAGGUUCUGCUUGGAUGAUGCUCUCUCGGCCCUUUGUUGAGUAUUGCUUAUGGGGGUGGGACAACCUCCCAAGGAUUGUGCUCAUGUACUACUCCAACUUCCUUUCUUCACCAGAAAGUUAUUUCCACACGGUUAUUUGCAAUGCUAAUGAAUUCAUCAAUACGACUGUGAACCAUGACCUCCACUUCAUAUCCUGGGACAACCCUCCAAAGCAACACCCACAUUUCCUCACACUCAGUGAUUUCCAGAUGAUGGUAGAUAGCAAUGCCCCCUUCGCGAGAAAAUUCGGCAGAAACGAUCCGGUUCUCGACAAGAUUGACUCUGAGCUGCUCGGUCGAAGCGUGAAUGGAUUUUCACAAGGAGGGUGGUUUAACAGUGAGGAAAGCAUUAACAGAACAUAUGCCGAUUACGUCACACCCAACAUUACAGAGCUGAGGCCUGGUCCUGGGGUUGAAAGGCUCAGGAAGCUCAUUGCUGGUUUGUUAUCGGGGGAUAACUUUCAUGCAAAUCACUGCACAUAGCAAGAAAACUUCCGAGCCAAGGGACUUGUUUUGGGCACCUGUGCACUGGUUCUUCCCCUUGUGAUUGCUACGCCAUAUGUUGCUCUUAAUUCAACUGGUAAUGAAGGAUCACUAUAGGACAAGUUACAAAUUCUUCUGGGAUUCGUGAAGCAAGAUUUCAAAUAUACUAGCCAAAAAAUCCGUUUACAUGUCUUUCUGAUCCGGAAUCUCACUGAGCUGUUCAUAUCACAAAGGGACAAGUAAUGUAAGUACCGGAGCUGGAAAAGUUGAAGACGGUGAAGUUCUUAUCUUCAACUGCUGCUUUAAAUUAGUCGCGGGAGGGCAAGUUUGAGCCUAAAAUAUUGUUUAGCACAUUGAGUUGUUUACUAUACUUUUGCACUUCGUAUACUCAACAGAAGCAUUAUAAACAUCUGUAAGGGUGUGUACUAAAGGUAUAUAUGACUUUCUUUCUGCCGCUACAUGACAGCGUUUCUAA